ACCCCCCCCCCUCCCCCCCGCUCAGGCAGAACACAUCCGGGGUAGUAGUCUGGCAACCCCGCAGAGUACAGGGCACAGACUCCCAAACCGUCCCCCCGCGACCGUCCAACGAUGGUCAAAGAAGUCUCCGCGAUGGAACAGGGCGUUGCCGUGACCGUCCUCCACGCCACGUCCAGCGGCAAGGACAUCAAGAAGGCGUCGUCAUCGGACGCCCCAUCCAAACCAAUCUCCAAAACCGCGCAGCUAGACGACGCCUUCAGCACACCCUCCACCGCAACCCCCGCGCACGCCCCGCACGCGCCCUUAAAGGCCAGCUAUGCGGCGCGGGUGUUUGGGCGGCACUUGAUGAAUGCGCUGGCGUGCAUGGUCCCGUACGUCCUUGCGGCGAUGCUGCCGAUCCAGAUCGUGUAUGAUAAAGGGUCGAAGGAAGGGGCGUUUACGCUGUGGAUUUUCGAGUCGUUCUUCUUGUCGAAUUUUAGUGAGUGUGACGGGGGAUAUUUGCGGAGUGAAAAGCUGGGAAUGAAAAGGGGGACCCGCGGGGAAAAUGGGAUUGACACCCGUCUUUUUUCUUUUUCUUUUUCCCCAGGCUUCGUCUACUCCAACGUCUUCUGGCACCGCUCCCUCCUUGGGCUCCCGUUCACGUUCCGGCACGACUUCAAAGCGAUCCAGCUGCCGUGCCUGGUGUGCGCGGUCGUCACCUGCGGCGUGUACAUCCUUGUCGGGCGCGCGUUCACCUGGCCGCUGAACAACCCGGCGUCGGCCGUGUGGGGCGGGACCCAGUACACGACCGUGCCCCCCUUGACGACGUGGUUCCUGCUGCCGAAGGAGAUGAAGGCGGAACCGGGGUUCUUGAAACGGUUCUUGUGGAAUGCUUAUGUGCCCGCGAAUGCGUUUGUGUUUUUCUUUAUGACUGCGUGAGUGUGGGUGGGGCCUCAGAAUGUGCAUUUUUUUUUUGGCGGGG
Molecule: messenger RNA, 961 nt
Organism: Fimicolochytrium jonesii
Lineage: Eukaryota; Fungi; Chytridiomycota; Chytridiomycetes; Spizellomycetales; Powellomycetaceae
Exons: 1
Coding region: 112-918 (268 amino acids)
Source: RefSeq, a predicted model, not a curated record